CAAACGGCCAAAUACUGUUUGUCCUGUAUUUUUCAUCCUUCGUCCCAGAGUGAGAUCUUCACAAACUUCUGCUUCACAUGAGAAGGAACGGGUUUUUUUUUUUUAAACCCUGUGAAUAAACCAUUAAAAGAAAUGUAAAAGACUUUUCUGAGUUUGUGGAUAAGUGGUUUGGCCCUCAGACAACUUCACUUUGCUCUCAUUCAAUAUAAAACAAACUCCACUCAGUCGAUCAUCCCCGUGUUCCUUAAUCAUUGUCAAAUAACUUCACCCGUUUGUUCCGUUCUAGAAAUCCAGCCGCUAUCGUCCGCUGCACAACAGCUCCUCCUCCAUGACGCUGCCCCUCACGAAGUCUGUAUCCAUGCUUGCGAUUAGCCAGAGAGACAUAGACGGGGUGGGAUUUCUGAGGCAUAAGAAGCGAAUUUCCUUCUCUUUCAACCUUUCCCCAAUCCUCAGCAAAUAUAAGUCUCACUUCAUUUCUGGGGAUUCUUCUUCUAGUGAUGAUGACGAUACCAUAAGUAUGAGGUCAUUUUCUAGCACCUCCGGGUCACUAGCCUACAGUAUAUCAGAGGAAGAGCCUGGACCUCUGCGGACGGACACCGAGGAGAAGAGUGUGACCAAAGUCAGCCGAACCUUCAGCUACCUCAAAAACAAGAUGUACAAAAAGACCAGGGAAAAGGAACGGGAGAAAAGGGAAAAAGACAAGGAGAGCAAGGAGAAGGACAAGAAGACGACCAACGGUCAUCUGUUUACGUCGGGCCCCUCGGACCACGCAGCUCACUGUUCCCAGUGCAAUAAGACAUUCACCAGCAAAGAUGCUUUUCACUGCACAUAUUGUAAUUCUUCUGUCCAUAAGGGCUGCAGGGAGAGCCUGCCAGUGUGUGCCAAGGUGAAGAUGAAGUUACCCAAGCAGCCGACUGCAGUACCAGAUUCAAGCUCUAACCCUACAGUCACAAUGAGGAACAAGUCUGGAGGCACCAGAGAGCGACCCUGGUCUGCCAUCCUGUCCCCCGAGGAUCAUUCUUCACUCAUGAUCCCGUCUUCGAGGAGAGCCACCAGUAUAAUGCCCUUCCAUGGAAACAACUUGUCCAAAAGUCUGUCCAUAAGCAACAUCGCUGGUCCGGUGUUUGAUGAGAUGCCCAUCCGAGGCCUGCGUUAUCUCUCCCAGUCCACGGACUCCCUCAACAGAACCAACCAGGUCACAGAGUCAAUGGAAUCUCUCACUGAUGAAGGUACGGAAAUGAUGGACGGGCCGCUGAUGGGUGAGUUUGAGGGCGAAGUCAAGGAUCUGGAAGCUGAUUCGUGGAGUCUGUGUGUGGAGCAGCAGUACCUGCAGAUCCUGGACAGGGAGGUGGUGAAGAGACAAGACGUCAUCUACGAGCUGAUGCAAACAGAGAUGCAUCACAUCCGGACGUUGCGCAUCAUGUCGGAGGUCUACAGCAAAGGCCUUCAGAAGGAGCUGCAGCUGGAACUUCAGACGUUGGAGAAGCUGUUCCCUGCUCUGGACGAGCUCCUUGAGAUCCACACACAGCACCUCCAGCGCCUCCUGGAGAGGAAGAAAGAGUGCCAGCCGGAGGGGGCUGGUCCGGAGGCCGCCGUUAUUAUCAACAGGAUCGGAGACGUACUCAUCAGCCAGUUUUCAGGGACAAAUGGGGAAAAGAUGAGGAGGAUUUACGGAAGAUUCUGCAGCCGCCACAACGAAGCCGUCAACUUUUACAAAGACCUCAUGACUAAAGACAAGCGUUUCAAAGCGUUCAUAAAAAAAAAGAUGAGCAGCAGCAUCGUGCGGAGGUUAGGUAUCCCAGAAUGCAUUUUGCUGGUGACGCAGAGGAUAACAAAGUACCCCGUGUUGGUGCAGAGAAUGUUACAGCACACAACAGAGAGUGAAGAAGACUACGACGACCUGACGGAGGCCAUCAGGCUGGUGAAGGAGGUUAUAGCGGCGGUGGAUUCCAAGGUGAACGAGCACGAGAAGCGACAGCGGCUGAAAGACUUCCACAGCCGAAUGGACAGCAAGUCCAUCAUGAUGAUGAAGAACGGUCAGAUUUUUGCCAGGGAGGAUCUGCUGAGGAGGAGGCUGAUCCACGACGGAACGCUUCAGCUGAAGAACACCCAGGGCAGAUUGAAGGAUGUCCAUGCUCUGCUCCUUUCGGAUAUCUUUGUCUUCCUUCAAGAGAAAGACCAGAAAUAUGUCUUUGCCAUGUUGGAUCAGCGUUCCACCGUCAUCUCCCUCCAGAAGUUGAUCAUCAGGGAGGUCGCCAACGAAGAGCGCGGCCUCUUCCUCAUCACGGCGGGCAUCGAGAAGCCGGAGAUGAUCGAGGUCCUGGCCAGCUCCAAGGACGAGCGCAACACCUGGAUGCAGCUCAUCCAGAACGCCAUGCAGUCCAUAGAGAAGGAUGAGGAUGAAGGGAUUCCCAGUGAAACUGAAGAUGACAAGAGACAACUGGAAUCUAAAGCCAAGGAGAUGAGAGGUGACAUGAAAACUUCAAACUGGGAUCAAUUUGCUUUUAGAAUCACGUGUUUAUCUCGACCUCAUCCUUUUAUUUCUCUGUCGGUCGGGGAGCCCUUCUUCAGAUCAGCCUGUAGCCUGGAGCCAGCCAAGGGGGCCUCCAUCAUGAAGAACGCCCUGCAGGAAGUGGAGAAGUUGCAGGCCCUGGUAAAUGGCAGUCUGGGUGGAGCGAUGGCCAGUGCCCAGGAAGGAGGAGGCGGUGUUGGAGGAGGAGGUGGUGGCGGCGGCGGCGUGGGGCCGGUGUGUUUGCCUCGUCGGGCUGAGACGUUCGGAGGUUUUGACAGUCACCAGAUGCACGGCAGUAAGAGUGGCGACAGAGACGAGGGCGAGGAUACGACGGGAGAUCUGCGAAGGACGGAGUCUGAUGGUGUUUUAAAGAAGGGAGGAAAUGCGAACCUGCUCCAGCUGCUGAAGAGGAACAGCGAGCAGGUCCUGCACAGUGUCACCAACCUGCACGUCCUGCUCAGCACCCUGCAGGCGGUGGUGGUGCAGCAGGACAGUUUCAUCGAGGAGCAGCGUCAGGCUCUGUGCGAGCGCUCCUCCUCCUCCAGCACGCCGCCGUCGCGGCAGUCCUCGCGGCCGAGCUCCCUGAUCGAACAGGAGAAGCAGCGGAGCCUCGAGAAGCAGCGGCAGGAGUUGGCGUCACUUCAGAGGCAACAGGCAGCUCACGCUGAGGAGAAGAGGAGGCGGGAGAAGGAGUGGGAGCUCAGAGAACAGCAGAUGACGGAGAGGGAGGCGCUGGUGCACAUCCAGGAGGAAGAGGUAAUGAAGCAGCAGAAGAAGCUGGAGGAGGAGAGGUGGGAGCUGCAGAGUAAGAAGGAGGAGUACCAGAGGGACCUGGAGAGGCUGCGAGACGCACAGAAGAAGCUGGAGAGGGACAAGGAGGCGGUGAGGCGGCAGAUAGACAAGAUGGAGAGCGAGAGAACUCCCUCUACCACGUCUGAUGAAUCCCAGUUCCUUGGCAGCUCCCAGUCUCUGGAGCCAGACCCGCUGGAGUUCUUAGCCACCUCCUGCUCCUCUACCUCCUCGUUCCUGCCCGUGCUGCAGCCGCAGCAGUCGAAGCCCAAAGGGAAGGGCCUGAAUCCAUUCACCUUAUCCUCCACCAGCACCAACCUCAAAAGCAGUGAGGCCAACAACCAGAUCUCAAAGAGUCUGCUGCAGCUGGCCAAGAGCAGGAGCAAAGAGACCAAGGAGAAGAAGAAGAAGAAGGAGAAAGGAGGGAGUUCUCAGACAGCAGACACCCAGCACCGUCAGGAGCCUCCUCUGGACGGAGAGAUCUUCUUCUGCUGAGGGCGCCGUGUCUUCAGAACGUCUGAGAGCGAGGGGUCGUCGUGAAACGAACCAACGUGGAUGAGACGUCAGGCCUUUGACGAACAACCACAGACACGGUGUUUACCACUUUUUUUUUUAAUCGUGGGAAAAAGUCAAAUAUUUUUGGGAGUCGCCGUCUCUUACGAGGUGAGACAAAUGCAGGCCUUCAGUCCAUUGGAAAUACGGAGGAGCUCGUUCACACUCUUCACUGCACAAAGAAAACUUCUCUUUUCCAAAGAAGCCGUUGUGACGGUGGGUUAACGGUGUUUUAUGGACUCGACUGCCUUCAUGUUUUAUGAUCCAGACCAACAGUGUUUGAACCAUCCUUAACCAGAAGGACUUGUCCUCCACUAACAGAUGAGUACAGAUACAGAUACGCUGCAAAAAAAGUUGGUUAGUGCUCUAGCCUUACAGUAAGACGAUCAACGUUCGAUUCCGGUUUGUUCUGAUGGAGUUUCUAGUUUUCCUCCAAAGGUCUAAAAACAUGUGGAUCAGGUUAAUUGCUGACUCCAAAAAUAACCAGAGGUCAAAGUGUCAUGGGAUGGACAGGUGAACUGUUUAGGGUGUACAGCGCCCUCACCUGGGGAACGCUGGGAAUGGCAAUCAAAAAAAAUGUAAUAUCAGUGUUGCAUCAGAUACUGACUUGUCAAAGAUUUCAUUAAUAAUUGAAUCAUUACUGAAGAGACGAAAUUGUGUCCAAUAUUUCUAACUUGUUUUAUUGUUCAUUCAUUUUAAUAUUUACUGUUCCUUCAAAUUGAAACGUUUACUGUUUACGUUGUUCUCUGUUUGCAGUCACAACGUCCGUGCCGUUCCAGUGAUGUUUUUGUGCUGAUUGUAUGCUUGUUAAAACCAAUGCCACACGUACUGCGUUGUGUGUGUGUGCGGUUCUGUAUACCCGGACCUAACAGCUACGGCAGGAUCAGGCCGUAUCUCCCCGUGUCUAAUGACUUAAUUCAUAUCCUUUAUUGUGUUUCGGUGCCUUGAAUGGAUAUGAGCUUGAUCUUGGCAUUAUCUGCCGUUCACCGGGCCUUUAUUCAGCCCUCGUCCUUCAUCUGAGCACCGACCGGCGUGGGCUCUUGUUCGUACUAUUUAAUUGCGUGUGACUGUGCAGGUAGCAUACUGAUCGCCUCUGUCUGUCGAGCAUCCGCAGCUCCUCUGUCCUUGCUCUCGUUCACCGCUGAUAAUUGAUUGAGUAGACACUCAAACACACACACACAGUCAAACACACACACAGAAGUUUAAGCUGUUUGGUUUUUUUUAAAAAGACAAAACAACUUGUUUGUUCAGACGUCAACAGGAUAUGAACCAAAAACACCAGACGAUGUUUGCUGUUUAUGUGGAACCACUACGCUCACAACCUGAGUCUCACAUCAUUUCAAACCAGUCAACGCCCGUCGACGUCGUUAAGCACUUUGGCCAGAAUAUGUUUGACGUUUUUUUACAGUUCUGAAAAAUGACCAAAGGAGACGUUAGAACGUUGCUAACAGAGGACACUGAUGCUCGUAAAAAAAAAGAAAAAAAAAAGGCAGAAAUGUUCCAAAGCGCUAUAAUUUGUGAAAUGCAUAACAGAUGCUGCAGUUUCACUUUGUUGGUGUACAUUUAAAGUUUAGCUUUUAUGAACUGUUUCCAAGGUGACUUUUGGACUUGUCUUAAAUUUUAAGCCUGUGUUUUUUAGACCCGCUGCACCACAGCGGGCCCAACAACAACAACUGCCUGCUGGACAGGUAGAAAACAAAAUGGUUCUUUUUUCCACUGAGGAACAGAGCGGCGUCACUCAGUCUGCCUCUCUGCUGCCUCUUCUGUUUUCACGUUGAAGUGCUUGAUUAAUCACUCACUCCAAACCUGUGGUGAGGAUUCGACCUCAUGUCCCUGCAGGUCGGUAACAGUCGUUCUCUGCCAAUUAGUUACUUCCUGUCUGUUGUCUGUGGCUUUUGUUAAGUCCAGAGCUAGAAACAGUAGAAAAGCAGGUUCUUUUUUUUCUCUCCCUCUCUGUUGCUUUAAAUGUCAUUUGACCACUAGGGAGCACUCUACCUAUAAGUAAAUGAGAUUCUACUCCUUACACAACAACAACAACAAACACCAGGUUUUUUUUUCUUCUCUCCUUUCUGUCGCUUUAAUACAUUCUUCUCCCUACUAUGCAGAAUUGACAUUUUUUUCUCAGCAGGUCACUGCCAUACAGAGAUAAUGUGAUGAGCGUGGGCUCUCAUUCUGACAUUUUCUCAACAGCAUUCAUAAUUGACUGCAGAAACAAAUAAGUUGUCAGAGAUUAUAAUUGGUUAUUGAGAGAGAGAGAGAGAGAGAGAGAGGUCGGCAGCAGCUUUAAUGUUGGAAAAGAAACCGAAAGAACCGCAAAGCUUUCUCUGAGUGUGGGACAAUCGAGUCAGGAAAAUGAACUCCUGCCCUGAUGAUGAUAAGCCUGUCCAUAAGACGAGUGUGUCCAUCAGGCCCAGCCUGCGUCGCCUUAAAUCUUAACAAUAAAAUGCACUAGAGUAGAACCUGGCAUCUUCUCAGGAGAGAGAGAGAGAUAGAGAGAGGAGAGCUUUUAUACCUCGGCUUCAAGCGAAGGAAAUGUUUGUACUGUAGAAGAGGUACACACACAACUGUUUCACUCUUCUCAUAUGUAAAAAAAAAAAGAGAAGAAGAUAAAGAAGAAAAAAGGGCAAAUGUGUAAAUAUGAUUUCUGUACAAAAGAAAAACAAACCACGUGUAAAAACUGAAGACUUGUUCCCCUGAUGCAACGUUUUUGUAUGAAUGUCUUAUUUAUGUUUUAAUCUCACCUGCUGGGCUAAGAACAAUGUAAAGUCACAUUUCUCUCAUUAUUAAAAAAUAAUAAUAAUAACUGA
Messenger RNA from Cynoglossus semilaevis (tongue sole), 6660 nucleotides. RefSeq names its product A-kinase anchoring protein 13 (gene akap13a). Lineage: Eukaryota; Metazoa; Chordata; Actinopteri; Pleuronectiformes; Cynoglossidae. The record is from RefSeq and is a predicted model, not a curated record. The transcript is spliced from 26 exons. Bases 329 to 3796 code for a protein of 1155 amino acids. Gene Ontology annotation, molecular function: guanyl-nucleotide exchange factor activity; MAP kinase scaffold activity. Gene Ontology annotation, biological process: positive regulation of canonical NF-kappaB signal transduction; regulation of Rho protein signal transduction; adrenergic receptor signaling pathway. Gene Ontology annotation, cellular component: actin cytoskeleton; membrane.